Molecule: messenger RNA, 937 nt
Organism: Brassica napus (rape)
Lineage: Eukaryota; Viridiplantae; Streptophyta; Magnoliopsida; Brassicales; Brassicaceae
Product: protein CUP-SHAPED COTYLEDON 1-like
Biological process (GO): regulation of DNA-templated transcription
Molecular function (GO): DNA binding
Source: RefSeq, marked provisional
AUGGAUAUGGAUGUCUUCAGUGGUUGGGAGAGAUCAUCAAGAUAUGAAGAUGAAACCAUAAUGCCACCUGGGUUUAGGUUUCAUCCUACUGAUGAAGAGCUCAUCACUUACUACCUCCUCAAGAAGGUCCUUGACUCCAGUUUCACUUGUGCAGCCAUUUCUCAAGUUGAUCUCAACAAGUCUGAGCCUUGGGAGCUUCCUGAGAAAGCAAAACUGGGAGAGAAAGAGUGGUACUUCUUCACACUAAGAGAUCGUAAGUACCCAACGGGGCUGAGAACGAACAGGGCAACAGAAGCUGGUUACUGGAAAGCAACGGGUAAAGACAGAGAGAUCAAAAGCUCAAAGACAAAGUCGCUUCUCGGGAUGAAGAAAUCACUCGUCUUUUACAAAGGCAGAGCUCCUAAAGGUGAGAAAAGCGGUUGGGUCAUGCACGAGUAUCGCCUCGACGGCAAAUUCUCUUACCAUUACCUUACUUCCUCCGCUAAGGAUGAAUGGGUUCUCUCUAAAGUUUGUCUGAAAAGCAGCGUAGUUGUCAGUAGAGAGACAAAGUUGGUCUCUUCUUCUACCGCUUCCGUCGCCGGAGAAGUCUCCUCCGGUGUCAAUGCCUCCUCUUCUGCUCCGAUCAUUGACGCUUUUGCGACGGAGCACGUGUCCUGUUUCUCCAAUUCCUCUGCUACAGCUCAUGCCGAUGCGAGCUUUCCUACGUACCUUCCCGCUCCGCCGCUUGCACUGCCACGUCAGCCUCGACGCAUAGCUGGUGAUGACGUGGCGUUUGGUCAGUUUAUGGAUAUGGGAUCUUUAGGGCAGUUUACGGUCGACGACGCAGCGUUCUUACCGUAUCUACCUCCGACGGUUCUUCCUCCUCCUCAGACGUUCGAACUGUACGGUGGCUCGGCCCUGAGUUGCUGGCCGUUUGCUCUGUGAUGAUCAUUGCUAU